Penicillium mononematosum is the source of this 1635-nucleotide messenger RNA. It is a transcript of the gene ftmC, whose product is annotated as cytochrome P450 monooxygenase ftmC. The record is from RefSeq and is a predicted model, not a curated record. Bases 1 to 1635 code for a protein of 544 amino acids. NCBI's taxonomy places the organism in Eukaryota, Fungi, Ascomycota, Eurotiomycetes, Eurotiales, Aspergillaceae. Gene Ontology annotation, molecular function: iron ion binding; oxidoreductase activity, acting on paired donors, with incorporation or reduction of molecular oxygen; monooxygenase activity. The transcript has 5 exons.
AUGGAUUCGCGGUAUCUGGAGACUGCUGGCCUAAUUGGCGUUUUUACCCAUCUCUGGUACUUCCGGCGAGGAGAACACCAUCUUUAUCCUUGGCGAUAUGUGCGAUUUCACGUCUGUCUGACCAUGGCGGUGGCAGCAUUGUUAUACUCCAAAGAGUCACCGCAAUACAAUCAAUCUGCCGCUGAAAUAUGCAAACAGACUUGUGCGCUCAUGCUCACAUACCUCGUCGGGCUGUUCACUUCGCUCUUCCUCUACCGAACGUUAUUCCAUCCCCUCCGUCAUUUUCCCGGCCCGCGGCUCGCCAGAAUAUCCUCGUUCUGGUUAUCUUUCCGUCUAAGAUCUGGGCCGUCCUUCCGCAUACUUCACGAAUUGCAUGAGGAAUAUGGACCUAUCAUGAGGGUGGGGCCGUCUGAGGUGUCGAUCAUCCACCCUGAAGCUGUCGGGAUUAUCUACGGGCCAGCCUCGCGGUGUUCAAAGAACGCCUUCUACGACAACGGCCAUCCUAUGAUGUCGCUACAUUCAUAUCGAGACCAAAAAGCCCACGACCAGCGCCGCCGGGUCUGGAGCGUUGCGUUCGGAGACCGGGCUUUGCGCGGUUACGAGAAGCGCAUCCGGGUCUAUCGUCAGAAACUCUUCCAGCGGCUUGGCGAGAGGGCAGGUUCGGGCUCGACGAUUAAUGUCAGCAACUGGUUCAAUUUCUACAGCUACGAUACCAUGGGCGACCUGGCCUUUGCUCGCAGCUUUGAUAUGCUUGACGGAACCCGAAACCAUUGGGCGGUUGACCUGCUCAUGCAUGGAAUGACUGGGUACAGGUAUCUGUUUCCGAGCUGGUUCUUUCGGCUACUCGCUACCAUGCCCUCGCUCUCGAAGGACUGGCACAGGUUUAUUCAGUUUGCGACAGACACCGUGCUGCAUCGCUUGAGCGAGCAAGUGGGAAUUUCGGAUAUUUUCGCAUCCUUAAUUGCGCCACUGAAUGGUCGACGACCCACCGAUGAUGAGCAGAACAUGCUCAUGGGAGAUGCUAUGCUCGUAAUCACAGCUGGAAGUGAUACCACGGCAACAAGCUUGACGGGCAUCGUGUACGAACUCGCCCGACAUCCGGAGGAGGUCGAAAAGUUACGGGCUGAGCUGGAGCAUAUUGAAGUUGAUAGUGACGGUGAGUACCAGCACGACAACAUCGCCAAACUGCCGCAUCUCAAUGGCUUUAUCAACGAGACUUUCCGGCUGCACCCUCCCAUUCCCGGUGUCAUUCCGCGAAAGACGCCACCAGAGGGAAUCCAGGUUAUGGACAUCCGCAUUCCAGGGAAUAUGACGGUCUACAGUCCCCAAUGGAGCAUGGGUCGAUCCCAAGCCGCGUAUGUUGAUCCCUUGUCCUUCAAGCCGGAACGGUGGUACAAGUACGGAGAUCUUGUAAAGGACAAGUCUGCCUUUGCCCCAUUCUCCGUUGGGUCUUAUUCCUGUAUCGGAAAGCCACUCGCCAUGAUGAACAUUCGCACGACCGUGGCGCGUCUAAUCAUGACCUUUGAUGUGAAGUUCCCAGCGGGUGAGGAUGGGACCCAGUGGAUGGACGCUGCGGACGAGCACUUUUCCAUGGGCAUUGAUCACAUGCCUGUAGUUUUGGAGAGACGUCCGUAG